Messenger RNA from Funneliformis mosseae, 872 nucleotides. Lineage: Eukaryota; Fungi; Glomeromycota; Glomeromycetes; Glomerales; Glomeraceae. The record is from the annotation of a GenBank genome assembly.
UGGAAGGGUUAUAUUUCUUUUUAAUGUUGGAAAGUUUAGAAUUAGGGAUGGUAUGCAAAUAUGAUUCAUUAUUUAAUCAGAACAGAGGAUUUCAUCAACAAGAUUCUAUAAUGUUAGAUGAACUAAUCUUUGCAACUAUGUUAUCAUCGCCCGUAGUAUCAUCAUCUAGUACAUUUACAACGACGGUGAAGACGGAGCCACGGAGCAAGGAUUUAUUGUUCAAAGAUGAUCCAAAGUUGGUUUGUGCAAUGAUUAAACAUCAGAAAUGCAUUAUACCACAAAUCAGUCAUAAAUCAAAUCCAAUUAUUGGAAUAAUAGGUUAUAAUCGACUAAAGGUUAUUUGCAACAAAUCAUGGAUUUGUAAUUUGUCUAACGAUAGAAAGCGGAUGUUUAGUGUAACGGAGGAAGGACAUGAGCAUAGAGUAUUCUUAGAAAUUGAGGACGAUGAGAACGCUUCGAAACAGCGAAUCGCUAGCCUGAUAAAUUACUGUGGGGAAAACGUUACAAAGGAUAUAACCAAGAGCGAAUUAAAGACAUUUCCAUUGAAACGUUCGGAAAUUUUUGUCAAAGAUAUUAAUAUUGAAGAUGUUGAAGGCACGGAAAGGAUCAUUGAGAUGAACUUGGGAUUAGGCGUAUUCGAACAAAUAAAAGAACCUUCAGAGUGCGAUAUUAUAAUGGAUCCAAAAGGGGCAACUUCUAAUAAUUCAACUAAACCAAAAAUAAUAAUGGUGGAUAAUGGAACUAGCAAUAUAGAGGCAAUAAAUGAAUUGUUCAUUAAAAGAUCCAAAUCACCAUUAAUUUUUAAGGAUGAUGAUGAAGACCAAGAAUUUUCUAAUAUAAUAAUGAAUUCACACACAUUCAUUAGAUCAUAA